Molecule: messenger RNA, 2885 nt
Organism: Hypanus sabinus (Atlantic stingray)
Lineage: Eukaryota; Metazoa; Chordata; Chondrichthyes; Myliobatiformes; Dasyatidae
Exons: 2
Coding region: 264-1391 (375 amino acids)
Source: RefSeq, a predicted model, not a curated record
UUAGCUAUUGCCUGCCACUGUGUUGCAAGCAGCAGGUGAAAUGGCCACUCCUGCUGUUUCAUGUAAUUGCGGUGAACAGCCAAGGUCACCACACUUUUCAGUGCCUGUAGGAGCUGGCGGGUGGCCUGACAUGGAGAAGGCUGGCCCCAUUGAAUUGCCUCUGCUAAAUAAGUGUGUAACAGCUGCAGCCCACAUUGCGAGUUACCUGAAAAGUGCAGCUGAGAUGUGAAACUUUGAACAGAGUUCUUUGAUCAUUUGAGAAAAUGAGCAACAAGAUUUUCAGGACUGGACCCAAGUGCGGAGGAAUGGCAGGCUCUCUCUAUCACGAUGGUCACUCACAGGACUGGACCCAAGUGCGGAGAAAUGGCAGGCUCUCUCUAUCACGAUGGUCGCUCACAGAACUGGACACAAGUGCGGAGGAAUGGCAGGCUCUCUCUAUCACGAUGGUCACUCACAGGACUGGACCCAAGUGCGGAGAAAUGGCAGGCUCUCUCUAUCACGAUGGUCGCUCACAGAACUGGACACAAGUGCGGAGGAAUGGCAGGCUCUCUCUCUAUCACGAUGGUCACUCACAGGACUGGACCCAAGUGCGGAGGAAUGGCAGACUCUCUCUGUCACGAUGGUCACUCACAGGACUGGACCCAAGUGCAGAGGAAUGGCAGGCUCUCUCUAUCACGAUGGUCACUCACAGGACUGGACCCAAGUGCGGAGGAAUGGCAGACUCUCUCUAUCACGAUGGUCACUCACAGGACUGGACCCAAGUGCGGAGGAAUGGCAGGCUCUCUCUAUCACGAUGGUCAUUCACAGGACUGGACCCAAGUGCGGAGGAAUGGCAGACUCUCUCUAUCACGAUGGUCACUCACAGGACUGGACCCAAGUCCGGAGGAAUGGCAGACUCUCUCUAUCACGAUGGUCACUCACAGGACUGGACCCAAGUGCGGAGGAAUGGCAGACUCUCUCUAUCACUAUGGUCACUCACAGGACUGGACCCAAGUGCGGAGGAAUGGCAGGCUCUCUCUAUCACGAUGGUCACUCACAGGACUGGACCCAAGUGCGGAGGAAUGGCAGACUCUCUCUCUCAUGAUGGUCACUCACAGGACUGGACCCAAGUGCGGAGGAAUGGCAGGCUCUCUCUAUCACGAUGGUCACUCACAGGACUGGACCCAAGUGCGGAGGAAUGGCAGGCUCUCUCUAUCACGAUGGUCACUCACAGGACUGGACCCAAGUGCGGAGGAAUGGCAGGCUCUCUCUAUCACGAUGGUCACUCACAGGACUGGACCCAAGUGCGGAGGAAUGGCAGGCUCUCUCUAUCACGAUGGUCGCUCGCAGGGUUAAACUCAGGAGCGGAAAAGCGGCAGAAUCCCCAUGGAGAGAGAGAAGCGAGGGGCUAGGCGUAGGAAUACGAGCAGAGCCUCGUAGGGAUAAUUGAGUAACACCGCAAGAUAAAUCAUUCUCUAUAAUACAUUUAGUAAAGACCGCAGAAGACUAACUUGAGAGACCCAGAAGACCAAUGUUCUACAGUAAGCUGCAGAGGCCUGCAGGGUUCAUGACACUUUCAAAGAUAACAUAUGGAUUACUCUGUUAUUUUGUGCUUUUCAGCAUAUUUAUUGUUACAAUUAUUAUUUAAUCAUGUAUACUGCUUAUUCUGCAAACUCCGCAUGAGCAAGGAAAUCCAUUGUACCCUGCCUUCUAUGACAAUAUACUGAUCUGAAUCCAAUGACUUGUUCUUGCUAACAAUAACAUAAUUCUUUUCCACACAAGUAGGUUAAGUAAAAGAGACUUGGUAUUUAGAGCUUUUUGUGUUGGAAGAUGAUGAGAUAGUGCAGCGGGAAGGAGGAUAGGGAGGUGGGAGACAUUCAGCAGCCACUUGUAUCACCUGCAGUCCUGGUUAUCACUCACGGUAAAUUGAUUCUUAAAAUCACUGUAUAAUCACAGACAGAAGCCUACUGGAAAAUAAUCACUCCCCAAAUGAUUGGAAAGUUUGAUAAACAAGUCUACUAUUUGAUAAGAGCUGUUCACGGCACUUAUCAAGCAGUAGAUCAAUAAGGCUCAAGCCAUGACUCCACCAACAGAGAAGGAAAACACUUACGGGAUGCAUCAUCACUGCCAAUGUGGUUUCACUCCAAUUUCCAGUCUUGUGAGUGCACUCACAAAGCAGUAAAUUGCAGUGCCUCACCAUAAUCUUAAGUCUGAUUUUCUAUGAUGUUCCUGGUGCAGUAAAAGGUCUGGUUUAGAAAAUGCUUUCUGUGCUCCAGAGCCUCGUACAAUAUUUUAAGAAAGCAAACAUGCCCCUGUACACGUGGAACACAAUAUAUAUCUGCCAGCUACUCGCAUUUUGCUGACGAAUAUUGUUCCAGUGUCUGUUAAAGGGACUCAUGAGAACCUUUAAGUGCUCAAAAAUCUUAACAGCUUCAAAUCUUUCCACUUGACCGCUUCUGCACACUUCCAGAGUUCAGGAUCACAUCAACUGUUAUGCAGAAGUUUAAUUCAUUUCUCAGCUCAUGAGAGCAUUUGGGGCUGGAAUUGUUUCCUGUUAUGCAAACUGUGGUUCAUAAGCUUCAACAUAACUUAAAUGGAUUUCUUUUUUUUUUAAAUUACCCUGUGGAAUCCAGUUUUGAUCCUGUCUGUUCUAUCUGGAGUGGCCAAAUCAGUAACAAAUUUCUUUUUGCUGGGCCAACAGAUAUUAAGACCUAAAGUUUGCAAGUACUAAUAAAAGAUAGAAAAAUUUGGAUUGUUACAAAAGAUACAAAUUCAUCUGUAGUCACACACAUUACAUGACGUACCCUCAGAGGUGUGUUAUAUUCCUGUUUGAAUACUCUAUUCCAUUGAUGUAAGUAUCUAUAUAUCUGAACUUUGGAAGCAGGGAUCCAUGUGAAUAAAUAAUA